AUGACACCCAGAUUGAAGUAUGCGGCUAUAUUUUUAUUGAUAGCACUCGUGGUAGCACAUGAAGGAAUGAGUAUGGACGAGCCGGGGCCAGAGGCAGAGUCACAAAGAAAUUCAUUGCAUGAACAUUGGAAAACCCGAACAUUUCAUUGGUUGGUUUCAUUAUUCAUUCUAGUGAUAACACCAAGUGUGGGUGCAGCAUAUGCUGUAGCAAAUAGGACGAUUGUGUCAUUAGGUAUUCAGGUUAUAUGCCAAAUUUAUGCGUUUCUGGAGGCAUUAUUUUUCAGAUUCAAUGAUGUCAAUGGACAUGAAAAUUCUACCAGUAGAGGCACUGCAUGGUUCAUGGUAUUCUUCUACAUUGGAUUGAUUGUGAACGGUUUGGCCGCUAAAAGGAUACAAAGUAAGGUUAUCAAUAUAACUUAUAAAGUUUUAUCAUGUGCCGUUGUUUUGCUAGGAUUGAUUAAAUUAGCCAUGUCGGUUGUUGCAAUGCUUGGGUUUUGUUACGACUCACAUACUGGACAAUGUAAUGCACAUGGUAUAAUGGGUAUGUCAUUUAUAUUUUACGGUUUCAUUCUUUCAAUGUCUUUGAUGAUACCAUGGCUUAGACAUAACAAUGGAAGAUAUUCACAAGAAAUGUAUGAUUCAACAGUUAUAACCAUCUGGGGGAUUAUCAAUACAUUCACCGAACACAGGCCAUGGGAACCAUGGUCCCAUAGUGACUACCAACACACAAGUAUGGGUAUUAUAUUUUGGUGCGCAGGUAUGCUCGGAAUGUAUCUAUCUUUGGGCAAAAAGAGGAAUUUUGUUCCUGCAUUGACGUUGAUCUUCACAGGAUAUGCGAUGUCAGAGCAUGUGCAAGAGCUGAUCAUUUCAACUAAAGUGCAUGCGUUUUUCGGUAUUGUGUUAAUGGCUGGUGGGUUUUCCCGUAUAAUGGAAAUUUCAUUUCUUUUAGAUGACCAGGAUGAGCCAGUAGAUAAAGAGAUCAGAAGUUUCCAAUAUUUAGCGCCCUUUGCGCUUGUUUUGAGUGGUGUACUAUUCAUGUCUGCAACUGAGGAACAACUGCAACUUGUUGUUAAUAUGGGGGCUGAUCACUCUGCAUACAUACUGGUUAUUAUUAGUGCUGCUUGCUUGUUGCAGUUGUGGAUUUUAUCCAUUUUGCAACUGUAUUUAAAUUUGGCUACUGCCAAUGACUCCUAUAAACAAGUUGGGGAAGAGCUGGAGUUAUCCGACCUUGAGGUCUAA
This is a messenger RNA of Pichia kudriavzevii, 1239 nucleotides long. RefSeq lists its product as uncharacterized. Lineage: Eukaryota; Fungi; Ascomycota; Pichiomycetes; Pichiales; Pichiaceae. The record is from RefSeq and is a predicted model, not a curated record. The transcript has a single exon. The coding region runs from base 1 to 1239 and encodes 412 amino acids.